This is a messenger RNA of Dictyostelium discoideum AX4, 318 nucleotides long. RefSeq lists its product as hypothetical. Lineage: Eukaryota; Evosea; Eumycetozoa; Dictyosteliales; Dictyosteliaceae. The record is from RefSeq and is a predicted model, not a curated record. Bases 1 to 318 code for a protein of 105 amino acids. The transcript is spliced from 2 exons.
AUGAUAAAUAAUGAGACAGAUUAUAAUAAUAAUGAAGAAGAUAUUGAUAUGGAAUCAUUAGAAUCAAAAUCUGUGAGUAUUGAAAGUGCCAAAGAAACUCUAUUCGAAUUUUUAAAGGGUGUAAUUAAAAAUGGUUGGUUAAGAAUAAUUCAACAUUUAUUUUAUGAUCAACAAUAUCGUAGAGUUUUAACAAAGAAACUUUCAAGUAAUAAUUCAAUUUACACUCAAACAGAAUUAUCUUUAUUAUUGAGACAUGCUAUUAGUUGGGAUCAAUUUUAUAUUGCCGAAUUCUUUGUUGAUCAAAUGGGUUUAAAAUAA